Molecule: messenger RNA, 442 nt
Organism: Candidula unifasciata
Lineage: Eukaryota; Metazoa; Mollusca; Gastropoda; Stylommatophora; Geomitridae
Source: the annotation of a GenBank genome assembly
AGGAGAAUGCCCCAAGAUCAACAGGAGCACUGGCAUCACAUUCAGCGAAAGAUUGCCCGCCAUGUUGUGGCUGGACAGAGGUUCUGUAGGAAUAUCCCAGGAUACUUCAAGCUGGAUAUCCAAGAUCGGAUCUCUCUGGGCAAAAAUGUUGGAUUUGGUCUGAUGGUGCUGAUAGCCUGCACUGAGUUCUAUGAUCCUGAAUUUAAAAGAUUCAAGCACAUCUGGAACUGGACAAUGCCAAUGCAGAAUCCGUUAUUCUCAUACAAACUUCAUCUCUUGUCGUUGGGUGACAAGAUGCAUGAGAUACAAGUAGACAGGACUGAGGCAUCCAUGAUGUGUGCUAUCAGCAUGACUAGCAUAGACUGCCCUGGACUUCUAAAACCUAAGAUUGUAUGUGAUAUAAGGGAUGCCUUAAUUGUUGCACUGCAGGCUCAUAUUUCAA